Messenger RNA from Caenorhabditis bovis, 1170 nucleotides. The record is from the annotation of a GenBank genome assembly. Lineage: Eukaryota; Metazoa; Nematoda; Chromadorea; Rhabditida; Rhabditidae.
AUGAUUUUUGUGGUUGUCGGCGGCGGAAUCGCAGGAGUUAGUUGCAGUUUAGAGAUAUUGAAGCAUAGCAUGGAUGCUGAAACCCAAGUGAUUCUGAUUUCAGCGUCAAGUCAUGUGAAAACAGUGAAAAAUUGGUAUAAGAUCGGCCAAUUUACCGAGCAUUUCGAUGUCGGCGAGACAAAUGAGCCAAUAAGCAAUGAUAAUCGAUUAAAAAUCAUUUUUGACACCGUGACAAGCUUCAAUCCACUUGAAAAAUGCCUAUCAACCGGGCAAUCCGGCGAAAUUCGAUACGACAGGCUGGCGAUCGCGACAGGAGCGAGUCCGAUAUGCCCAUAUAAGUCGAAAAAUGUGAUUUGCAUUCGCGACACCGAUACCGUAAUCAAGCUCGAGGAGAAAUUGAAGAACGCCAAAAAACUCGCGAUCAUCGGCAACGGCGGCAUCGCUACCGAGCUUGUGUACGAAUUGAAGAAUGUGAACAUCGUGUGGCUGAUUCGCGAUUCGUCGAUUUCAUCGGCGUUCUUUCCUGCUCAACUCGCCAACUUCAUCACAUCCAAAUUGCUCAAAGGACGAGGUGAGAAUCGAAAAAAUUCCGGGAUUCUGAAGCGACAAAUUUUCACAACGUCGUCGUUGGGUCCUUCGGGAGCCGCGUUGGGUCCCGACUGGUGUACAGCCGUCGAUCUCACAGGUGCUGGCGAUCAGGGUCAACACAACGUCGAAAUCAUUCAAAACGCCAAAGUUGCGAAUAUCUGCGAAACCCAAUCGGGACUCCGUGUGGACUACACAGCACGAGAAGCCCAACAUCAAAUCGACUGCGAUUUUGCCGUCUGGGCGACCGGCGUUGUCCCAAACUCGCAAAUUUGGGCCGAGCAUCUGGAAAUUGCUGAAAAUCACGGAAUAAUCGUCGACGAUCUUUUCCGCACCACCAUUCCCGAUGUAUUCGCGUGUGGUGAUGUGUGCACACUCAGAUUCCCCGACUCUUCCCCUUUGUGGAAGCAGAUGUAUCUUUGGACCCAAGCCCGCCAGAUGGGCGCCUCUUGUGGCCUAUCAAUGGUGAUCGGAGAAGAAGCCCGAAUCUCCAACAUCCAUCUGGACCUGUUUGCGCAUUGCACGACAUUCUUCGGUUUAAAAAGAUUAAUAAUUAAUACAGAGCCAACAAAUUAUAUAAAUUAA